This is a messenger RNA of Ectocarpus sp. CCAP 1310/34, 450 nucleotides long. NCBI's taxonomy places the organism in Eukaryota, Phaeophyceae, Ectocarpales, Ectocarpaceae. The record is from the annotation of a GenBank genome assembly.
AUGGUGCCGUCUCCUUCGUUGCGGUACCGACGGAGUUGGAGUCGUUUUCGGACUGCUGUGGUGGUGGCUGCAGUGGCGACAGCUUUGGCUGCAUCCCUUUUGGCCGCUACCGCUGCGCCAGCUGCGGCCGCUCAAGAAGUCAUCAACCUGCCAGAGCUCGCGGUUAGCCGUGGGCAGACUCAAGACCACGGACGGGUGGAGUCUGUGCCAAGGGAAGGUCCUGGGAAAGGGCCAGGAGGCUACGAAGAGUUCAGCUCUCUCCCCAUGAUGGACGUGGGUGAGGAGUGUACACCCAGCCGACUCUGGGUCAAAGACGUCGAUACGUCAAGCUAUGAGCUGGGGUGCAAAGAGAUUGAGGUGCGUUUCGGCAGUUUUUUUCUCGGUCGACCUGCAGUAGUCUAUGAGAUGAAUGACGACCGUACAUACCCGGUUGGGUCGUCUAGCUGGUAG